ACAAAUACCAAUGCAACUAAUAGCAAAAAAACCAAAUUGUGUAGAACAAGACACACAUAAUUAGCAUAGUUAUUAUGGGGAGGGUUGAGUACUCCCCAUUGUUUGAGACAAGAAGGUGCAGAGGAAGGUUCAUCUACAGGUCCUUUAGGAGGCAUUUGGGGGAUCAAUGGAGUACUGUUGAUGCUCAGUGGGCUCAGCUGAUUGGACUUAUAAGCUUUGCAAUUCACAGGUAAGUCACAUCACAUGAGAAUGUAGUUGGUCAGUUUUUCACGAGACAAAGUUCUCCCAAACACUUCAACAUGGCUUCUUCAGCUAUGGAAACCUGCAAAUCAGAGGAUUUGCACAUGCAGGUUGACAUUGAGAAGAACGCGAAGGAUAUAAGGUCUCAGUGGGUGCUUAACGCUCAUGAGCCCCCAAGUCCAUGGCGUGUGGUUGCAGAUUCUGUGAGCAAAACUAUCUCCCACUAUAAACAUAAACUUUCCUCUCUCAUAGAUCAACCCUGCACCACACUCCUCCUUUCAGUUCUGCAGGUGGUUUUUCCAAUUCUUGCUUGGGGCAGAAACUACACUGCUACUAAGUUCAGGAAAGAUCUUCUUGCAGGUCUCACUAUUGCUAGUCUUUGUAUUCCCCAGAGCAUUGGGUAUGCCACCUUGGCACAUCUUGAUCCUCAAUAUGGCCUUUAUACAAGUGUGGUACCACCACUUAUCUAUGCUGUAAUGGGAACCUCGAGGGAGAUAGCAAUUGGUCCAGUGGCAGUGGUUUCUCUUUUGUUAUCCUCAAUGAUGGAGAAAUUAGUAGACCCUGCUACUGAUCCAGUGGGUUAUACAAAGCUGAUUUUGCUUGCUACUCUCUUUGCUGGUAUCUUUCAGACUUCCUUCGGACUCCUCAGACUUGGGUUCCUUGUGGAUUUCCUAUCCCAUGCUGCAAUAGGUAAAAGGAAGAAGAAACUAUUCUGGUUGGCAUCAAUCUCUCCUCUUGUAUCUGUUGUUGUGUCAACUCUAAUUGUGUUUAUCACAAGAGCUGAUAAAAAUGGAGUUAAAAUUGUGAAACAUGUAAAAGGGGGGUUGAAUCCAAGCUCCAUCCAUCAGUUAGACUUCAACAACCCCUACAUUGGAGAAGUGGCCAAAAUUGGACUAGUGGUUGCUGUCGUUGCCCUUACUGUGAGUAACCAAUUAUAA
Glycine soja is the source of this 1178-nucleotide messenger RNA. RefSeq names its product sulfate transporter 2.1-like. The record is from RefSeq and is a predicted model, not a curated record. Lineage: Eukaryota; Viridiplantae; Streptophyta; Magnoliopsida; Fabales; Fabaceae. Bases 300 to 1178 code for a protein of 292 amino acids. Gene Ontology annotation, cellular component: membrane. Gene Ontology annotation, molecular function: secondary active sulfate transmembrane transporter activity. The transcript is spliced from 7 exons. Gene Ontology annotation, biological process: transmembrane transport.